Biomphalaria glabrata is the source of this 2551-nucleotide messenger RNA. Its product is annotated as monocarboxylate transporter 12-B-like. Gene Ontology annotation, biological process: transmembrane transport; monocarboxylic acid transport. Gene Ontology annotation, molecular function: monocarboxylic acid transmembrane transporter activity. Lineage: Eukaryota; Metazoa; Mollusca; Gastropoda; Planorbidae. The transcript is spliced from 2 exons. The coding region runs from base 584 to 2185 and encodes 533 amino acids. The record is from RefSeq and is a predicted model, not a curated record.
UUUUUGGUUCAACAAUAUUGAAACGUUAUCUUUUUCAUUAAGGGAGAGGAUUAUUCUAAAAACGUUACACCAGACUUAAGUUUGUUAGUGUUAAAUGUAAGCUCUUAGAUAUUCACAGAAUAUAUACUACCGACAAUUUAAUAAGUAGAAUCAUAACCAAUAAAAGAGUGUAAUUCUGGACCUAGACACGCUUCAUAAGCCUCUGCUUCUGAAUGAGACUGGUGCAGAUUUCUUACAAAGGUCGCAGGAUACAUAUAUGCCAAAAGAAAAAUCCGCUGCCAAGGACAAACGUAGACGGCGAAAGUAGAACGACCAGCAGUUUUGACUGCGCUGGAUGUGGCAAAAUAUGUUGGUCACAGCUGGGUCUGCGUGGUGACGUGAAAUACUGCACUCCUCAUUCAUCUUUGAACUCGAAGACACGCCUUAUUAUUGACAGCUUUAACACGAGGUUCAAGGGUCGGAGAUUAAUGUAUAAACUUGUACGUGUAAACCUGUAUAGUACGUUUCAUUGCAAGCAUAAGUGAAACAAAACUAAAAAAAAACAACGAGGUUAACAGCCAGCCCCAAGGGUUCCCAAGUUGUCAUGGGUGACUUGUUUAAGGGAACUUCGCUUGAUGAUGAAGAUCAUAGUUUUUCUCAAACAGCUACAGUGCCCACAGAAGGCAUGAAAAACAGCGAGAGAGAUUGCAGGGCUCCAGACGGAGGCUACGGCUGGUUGGUGGUGCUCGGCUGCUUUGUCAUGCACAUCAUCAUUGGAGGCCUGGACAGAAGUGAAGGCGUCUUCUUCCUGCUCCUCCUCGACACCUUCGGGGAGAGCGUCCAGCUGACGUCGUGGCCAGGGGCGGUAGUGUGUACCCUGCAACUAACGCUUGGCCCGCUGGCUAACGCAUUCAGCACCCGCUACAGCGUCAGGGCGUCUGUCAUGGUGGGCGGCGUCCUCGCCAGCCUUGGGCUCAUCCUCAACUCUUUCGCCACCAACAUCUACUUUCUCUUCUUCACCCACGCCAUCAUUGGCGGCGUCGGCAGAGGGCUCGCCUACACUCCUGGACUAUCACUAGUUGGCCUUUACUUCGACAAAAGAGUAGGACUGGCGACUGGACUUGGUACAUCCGGUGUUGGACUAGGGACAUUUGUCAUUGUCCCCCUGGUGCACUUUUUUACUGUCUACUACGGUUACACGGGGACCUACCUUAUCAUUGGAGGUUUAGCAGCUCACCUCCUUGUAGCCGCAAUGCUGUUUCGGCCUCCUAGUUUUCAUUAUAAAUUUACUCGACGACACGAAUAUACAACACAAAACUCGACGAAGAACAUUCCAGCCGAGGAUCUCGAGCAAGAAAAUUUUAUACAUGAGAAACAUGACCCAGAGACCAAUUCGGGCUUUAUUUCAAAUGACAAAGACUUAAUUCCUCAUCCAGACCCCUACAGUGUAAUUAAAACACAACAAAAGCAAGAAAGACGACUCUGUACCAGAAUGUCUCAUUCAAUAGUUUCCUCAAUGCAAAUUUGUUUUCCGCGAGACAAUUACAGAGAAAGCAAAGAAAAUUCCAGAAAGCUCUUUCAUUUGUAUCUGCUUAAGAAACCCCCGUUUACACUUUUCUGCAUAAGCAUCUGGCUUUUUACCAUGGCUUUUAGGGCAGCUUUCACCUUUAUGCCUGCUCUAGUCAAAUCUAAAGGCAUCUCCGAGUCGGAAGCCGCCAUGGCACUUUCCGUAGCGGGAGCAGUGGACAGCCUUGGCAGAAUUUUAUCCGGACUUAUUCUGGACACGACACUUCUUCGUCCUUACCGCCCAGUCUUGUACACCUUGAUCAUUUUUGGUGUGGCUGCUGUCGCUUUUGUCUUGCCCACCUUGAACAGCAUAGCAUCUUUCUGCGUCUUCUGCGCAUUAUACGGAUUCUUCACUGGCGCUUUCAUCUCUCAGAAAUCUGUGAUCUUGGUGGACAUUUUGGAGCCGAAGCAUGUGUCCAACUCCCUUGGCCUUCUGAUCGGGUUCCAAGGCUUUGGCAACCUCCUGGGACCACCUCUGGCGGGCUACCUAAAAGACAACCUUGGCACCUUUGACGAGGCGUUUUAUCUUGGGGGUGGUCUCUUAGCAGUGUCUGGGGUUUUAAUGCUAAUCAGUAAUUGCUUUUUACGAUUUGACAAAAGAAAGAAACGGAAAUGCCUAUCAAUAUCUGCAAGACAUUAGAGAACAAUACUUCUAGGUGUGUCAUAAUGACAGAGGAAUACCAGACUAGGUAACUUGUGUUCCAAAGAAUGGCCAAGAGUGGUAAAAAAGAUUUAAAUGGAAAGACUGGAUGAAGGAAUUGAAAUACUAACGAGAGUAGACCUAUUUUAAAAAUACUAAAACAUCUUAGUGUCAAAGAUACGCAAUCAAAUAUCUUCUCAUUAUAUUUAAAAUAUCUGUAAAGGUUGUGUUUAUUCUGCCAGUGUAUUCACGUAUUCAUAGUGCCUAUAGUGAAUGGGCUCAACUUGAAUUGACUUUACUUGAUAUCAAAACCUUUUCGUUCAUGUUGAAUUUUAAAUAACAAAAAAGAUUUAGCAUUAUUGAUGA